AUGAUGAUGAUUUCUACAUCGAGGAAAGCACAGAGAAAUCCCAAGGUAUACUUGGCCGCAUUAGCAGCCACUUCGGCUAUUGCAAUUUCUUACAAGAUAUACGAAACCUUUUUAAAGCCUAGCACCAACAAUGAUAGCAACAGUUUAGCUGAUGCCGACAAAGACAAACACAUUGUACUUGAAGGAGAAGAAGAGGAAACAGUAAUGAAAUGCGAAUAUACAAACAACAAAAACCACAGUUCUCUUACACAAACACAGUUGGAAAGAAAAGUGUAUACGAUAUCCAAGAAGUUUCUCAACAAGUCGAUUGCUAUUACACUAUCGAGUUCUUUUUUGUCUUCGCAACUACCGUUGGUUGACUUGAUCACCUCAAAUGAAAAACUCAUUUACAUAAUCCCACCCAAUUUAAACGAAGAAGAUGUUGGGUUACUGAAUACUGCGGGAAACAUAGUUCUGCAGAACAAACAAGAGUUGCAAUUACCGCCAAAUUUCAAAAUCUUAAAGUGCUCAAAUAUUCAGGGUUACCUCCAGAUCCUCAAGAACCUCAAACCAGAUUGUUUAUUGUUGUGCAGUGAUGAUUUGGGUAUAAGCAACUUUAAUGGCGUUGUGCUGAGAGACUUGAGCAACUUUAUCAAGAAUAUCAUCAAUAUCGACCAGAAUCAAGACGUAUUGAGCCAGAUUAGACCCGUUUUUGCUUAA
Lodderomyces elongisporus is the source of this 699-nucleotide messenger RNA. It is a transcript of the gene PEX22, whose product is annotated as Pex22p. The record is from RefSeq and is a predicted model, not a curated record. Bases 1 to 699 code for a protein of 232 amino acids. Lineage: Eukaryota; Fungi; Ascomycota; Pichiomycetes; Serinales; Debaryomycetaceae. The transcript has a single exon.